AAAGCUAAAAGAAAGUAGUUUGGGGAUAACUUUCACUGACCUCUGAGCUUUGAAACGGAGGGGCAGUGUGUGUGUGUGAGGCUCCUUUCGGGCGGUAGGUGUCGGAUAUUUCAUUGUUUGCUCUCCGGUUCUGUUGAAGUUAGCCUGGAGGCAAGGCACGAGCUCUGCUCGAGUUCAAAACAGGCUCGCAAACAAGUAAACAAGCCUGUUAUUAAAAUGAGACUGAAAGGAAGAGGAGAGUCACUGUAAAAGGAGCCUGCCAUGUCCGGUCCCACUUGGCUUCCACCGAGGACUCUGGAUAGCCCAGAGCGAGCCGUCCCCCAGAUGUCCCACUCUGCUGGGUCAGCGAUCUACCGGGCCCCCAACAAGAAGGGGAUGCCCGACUUCCGGCCGAAGUACGGCCCCUAUGACCAGAACGGAGGAGGAGGAGGAGGAGGAGGAGGUGGAGGUGGAGGAGGAGGAGGAGGGAUGGCCAACAGGUACAUGGCUACUGGACCCACAGGUGGGCCCAUUCAUCAUUCCUCCAACGAUCACUAUUACCCUCCACCCCACGGGCCCAAAGAAGACCGCAACUGGAGCCCCCACAUGGACAGCUACGAGCUGAUGCACCGUGGUCCUGAAAAGCCGGCGAGCUAUCACUCUAAAAUCGAUGCUGAUAUUGACUCCCUCACCAGUAUGCUCGCUGACCUGGACAGCCACCCACAGGACUCCAGCACACAACUGUACGACAAUGUGCCUUACAACAAAUACCUCUCAGGGGAUCAUUACAAGCCUGCGCACCAGAACGCAGCCCCUCCUCAGGGUCGGCCAUCCAUGGGCUACCCCCCUCAUCCCCAGAGCCAAUACCACCCAGCGCCCCCUUACCCCAGCGAGCACCAGUCACCUCAGUACGCCACCUCCCACCAGCAGGACUACUACUCCUCCUCUUCAGCCCCUAAACCGUACCCCCAGCCUGUCCCAGCCUCCUACACCACAGCCUCCACUCCCACUGGACCCAGGUUCAGUGUCCAGGUGAAGACAGCACAGCCUGUCACCUACUCUCAGACAGGGAGACAGGCUGAACAGGCCUACACCCCACCCCCUCCUCGCCAGCACAUGUCACGCCCACCUCCCCAGACUCAGACAAGUCAGCAGGGCUGGUACCCUCCACAUCAGGCUCAGGAGAUGCACUCCGAGGUGGGGUACAAGGGGAACAGCUCAGGGUCCGGAGGAAGAGGUAAUCAGGUUCCGCUGUCCAAGAGAGGGAUGGAGAAUAACCAGACAGGGUCCGGGGCUGCACAGAGUCCUGCUUAUCAGUCCAGUAAGCAGGGAUUAGUAACACCCAGACCUGAGGAAGAGUUGGAACGACUCACCAAGAAGUUGGUAUAUGAUAUGAACCACCCCCCUUCGGAGGACUAUUUUGGUCGCUGCGCCCGGUGUGGUGACAACGUGGUUGGUGACGGCAGCGGCUGUAUCGCCAUGGAGCAGGUCUUCCACGUGGAGUGUUUCACAUGCAUCACCUGCCACGCCCGUCUCCGAGGGCAACCUUUCUACGCCCUCGACAAGAAGAGUUACUGUGAGAGCUGUUACAUUAGUACAUUAGAGCGCUGUUCAAAGUGCUCCAAGCCCAUCCUGGACCGUAUCCUGCGGGCCAUGGGGAAGGCCUACCACCCUCGCUGUUUCACAUGUGUGGUUUGUAACUGCUGCUUGGACGGGGUGCCCUUCACCGUGGACGCAACCUCUCAGAUACACUGCAUAGACGACUUUCAUAGGAAGUACGCACCUCGCUGUUCAGUGUGCGGUGAGCCCAUCAUGCCCGAACAGGGCCAGGAGGAGACCGUGAGGAUAGUGGCUCUGGACCGCAGCUUCCACGUUAACUGUUACAUCUGUGAGGAAUGCGGCCUCCUGCUGUCCUCUGAAGGGGAGGGUCGAGGCUGUUACCCGCUGGACGGCCACAUCUUGUGUAAGAGCUGCAGCGCUCGCCGCAUCCAAGACCUCUCAGCCAAAAUCUCCACGGACUGCUAACCAAACCUCCUGCGUCCUCUCACUCUCGCACAUCCACGGACGAGUCAACAUAUUACACGUCGUCGUUGAUAGUACAGAGAGGAAAUGCCUGUGCUUUGUUCAGAGUCGUGAGCUACUUUUUCUUUUCUUUUUUUCUUGGUUGCUCUGACUGUGAGUUGACAUAAACAUUGCUAUAGUUCCCUCUGUUGGUAUCCAGCUGCAAUUUCAUUUACAGAGGAACACUUACUGAUUUAAAAUUAGAGUUCGGAUGGAGCAACCACCUUUGCUACCUUGUUUCCUUCCACUCAGAAGUCCUACGACAUUUUUCUUUCACUUUUGGUACACAGCUGCCCCAUUUUUCAUGUUUAGUUCUGUAUUAGUUUGACAGUGGCCUGACCUGCAGGCAGCUUGGGCUCCACUUACCAUUUAUUCACACCGGUACUGCUCAACUAUUAGCUCGCACAUUGUUAUGGUAUGAAAGGAUAUUAUAGAUUUUGACCUGAAAAUGAGGAGGGUUAUUUUUGUUUGCAAAAGAAGCAGCAUAAAGGAUAAUUAGGAUGACGGCUUGUCUUAAUCCGACUCAACGACGGGACCUGUACAUUUGUAAAACACUAAACAUUUAAAGUGCAGAAACUGCCUCAAAACAAGCAUAUUAAAAAGCACAUAAUGCAACAACUGUGACUGUACAUAACAGGCUGGUUUGGUUUGAUGAUGAAACUGUUUUGGAAAAAGCAUGUAGCCUUUUUAGUGCAGUGAAAGUAGCCUCAUAGCACGAGAAAUGUAGACGAAAGGAAUGUGUAGUUCACUUUACGACCCAGACCGUAGUUUUCUUUAGCUUUUCUUAAUCGCUAGUACAAUAUUCGCUACAUUACAGUAUCAUGUUUAGUUAUUAAAUCAAAGCUCAUAACAGGAUUUUUGCCAUUUCUUUUUAUUAUUUUUUUUAAUCAUCCAGAAUAACAUUUUUGAAUGUCUACGAAACACAAUCUUGCUUUGGUUUGUUUAACAUUUGUUUUUGGUUGAUACUUGACUGUUACAUUGAAGAUGAUGGUGCAAUGAAGUCAAACGCUUUGUUCUAAGGAAAAACAGGGUGUCGGCCCCUAACGAGAACAUCCUAUUGUGUGAAGCUUGAGCCUCGUGAAGAGUACAUGUGCCAUUUACGGGGGAAAUAUGAAACUAAAAUUAUACUCGAUUUAAAAGUAUAUGGGUUGAAUUCAUUUACUCGACAAAUACUGUUUAUUCUUCACAUUAGAUUAAAUAAAAGUGGAAUUUAACGUGAUGUUUUUUGUGAUUUUGGAAAACAGCUCUUCACACGCGUUGUUUUUUGUUCGUCCUUGCACUCAUGUGGGCCAAGUUUUCAUUCUCUGAGACUUUGGAGCUACAGUAUUUGUUAUGAUUGUGUUUAACCUCUUGUCUUUCCGUCCUGAUUUUUGUACACGUGUAACUUUAAAGGGCUAAAAAUCUCAAAAGCCUUACCUCAAGGAUGUCACUCAGUUUCAUAAUGAUCCCUUUUUUUUUAAACCGGAUUUGUCUGUGAGUUCUGCUUUUUUUUUUCUUUUGUGACAGAUUGUGAUCAUGCUAUAACGGUUCAGUUUUUCAUCUCUUGUUAAUUUAUCUUGUGACGUGUAUACUGUGUUAGCAUUAGCAUCCGCUUUUUUAUCAACUUUAUCACUUCAUUCGUGCUCAGAUGUGUCCUUUUUUCUUUUUUAAAUCCUGACCCAUUUCAUCUCUCGUGUCCAUGAAUCCCGUCAUUUUCUUUCCGUUCCAUUUAUCCUCCUUUACUGUGUUCAGUGUUGAAUGCUGUGAAUUGGAGCUUGUAGAUCAAAGCCUGUGGUACUGCAGCAAAACUCUGUCUGCUGAUGAAUUCACACUGGUUACACAAUUGAGGUCAUUUUGUAUGAACAGGUUGUUCCAGUACAAAUGGCAGUUAGUUACAUUACUGGCAGAGCAUGUGAACACAUUUUCUCCUAAUACAGGUUGUAGUAACAUAAUUAUUAAAAUGUCAACAAGUC
This is a messenger RNA of Dicentrarchus labrax (European seabass), 3992 nucleotides long. It is a transcript of the gene trip6, whose product is annotated as thyroid hormone receptor interactor 6. The coding region runs from base 262 to 2004 and encodes 580 amino acids. The transcript is spliced from 11 exons. The record is from RefSeq and is a predicted model, not a curated record. NCBI's taxonomy places the organism in Eukaryota, Metazoa, Chordata, Actinopteri, Moronidae. Gene Ontology annotation, cellular component: stress fiber; focal adhesion. Gene Ontology annotation, biological process: cell-cell adhesion.